Malassezia japonica is the source of this 762-nucleotide messenger RNA. RefSeq names its product 2,5-diamino-6-(ribosylamino)-4(3H)-pyrimidinone 5'-phosphate reductase (gene RIB7). Gene Ontology annotation, molecular function: 5-amino-6-(5-phosphoribosylamino)uracil reductase activity. Gene Ontology annotation, biological process: riboflavin biosynthetic process. NCBI's taxonomy places the organism in Eukaryota, Fungi, Basidiomycota, Malasseziomycetes, Malasseziales, Malasseziaceae. The record is from RefSeq and is a predicted model, not a curated record. The transcript is spliced from 3 exons. The coding region runs from base 1 to 762 and encodes 253 amino acids.
AUGAAUCCAGAACAGCAAGCGGCUUGCGUUGCGUUCCUCGCGCGGUAUGCGCCUCCUCCGGGUCACCCGUGGACGACGCUGACUUUUGCGCAGUCUAGCGAUGGAAAGAUUGCGGGUCCCGGCCGCAAGACAGUGCGUAUUAGCGGUGACGCGAGCAUGGAGAUGACCCACCGCCUGCGUGCAAUGCACGAUGCGAUCGUGAUUGGUAUCGGUACCCUGCUCAAUGAUGAUCCCCAGCUCAACGCCCGCCUCGCACCGGAGCCGGCACACAACCCCCGACCUGUGGUGCUGGACGACGCUUUGCGCAUGCCCCUCGACUGCCGCCUGCUCAAGAAUGCGGCGGACGGCAGCGGACGCACCCCGCUGAUCCUCGCGAUGUACCCGGUGAAUGCGGCGGACGUCGCCGAGUGGAACCGCCGCCGCGAAGUCCUCACCCACGCCGGAGCCGAGGUCGCGAUCGUCGAGUCCGAGACCGAGGGCAUCCUCACCUGGGACGCAAUCCUCACGCGUCUCCAGCAGUUCCACCUCUUUUCGAUUAUGGUCGAAGGUGGGGCGACUGUCAUCGACAGCCUGCUGACCGCGCACGCCACCAAUCCCCCGAAAGUGCAAGCGGCGAUCGUGACCAUUUCCCCCAACCCCCUUGGCACGGACGCCUAUGGAUACAAGACCAGCCUCCCGCUGGCCGGCGGCGAGGCUAGUGCGCUGCAGUAUGCCGAGACGUUGGAGCUCGACGGCGAUCGUGUCGUGGCCCUGCGUGGCUAG